Messenger RNA from Geosmithia morbida, 270 nucleotides. RefSeq lists its product as uncharacterized. Bases 1 to 270 code for a protein of 89 amino acids. The record is from RefSeq and is a predicted model, not a curated record. The transcript is spliced from 3 exons. Lineage: Eukaryota; Fungi; Ascomycota; Sordariomycetes; Hypocreales; Bionectriaceae.
AUGACCACUGUCGUUUCUCGGACUUCCGCUGUCCAUGUCCCUAGCACAUCGUGGCAGGAUCGCCUUCAAGACUACUGCCGCAUGGCUGAACUGCAGCCUCCCGUCUUCCAAAUGUACUCUGAUCGUCGAGGAGGGCGCACGGCCUGGUCCAGCAGAGUCACCGUUGAUGGACAUUCCCUCUCGGCCAGGUACUGGUACGACGGCAAAUACAUCAACAACGCCAAGGAGGAUGUCGCCGAGGUGGCCUACUGCUGGCUCGUCGGAGCCUAG